Rhopilema esculentum is the source of this 3108-nucleotide messenger RNA. RefSeq lists its product as uncharacterized. NCBI's taxonomy places the organism in Eukaryota, Metazoa, Cnidaria, Scyphozoa, Rhizostomeae, Rhizostomatidae. The record is from RefSeq and is a predicted model, not a curated record. Gene Ontology annotation, molecular function: protein binding.
ACCGGCGCAAAGCAAUAUGGGAUCGGCAUCUACAAUGUUUAAAUACCUCCACUAAAUUGAUGGCUCGUAGAAAACGUGGAGAUCGUUGUCAGCUUCAAGAUACAUUUUUUCGAAAAAUACAGCAAGAUGAAGCUUAUAUUGGUCUUAUGCAUGAGCUUGGCUAUACAAAGGAUUGCAGCAGAUAACAACACUGUUCUGAAUUGCCCAAAGGAUUCCAUAUUUUACCAGCAUAAUAAAAUUGGUGUAUUGGUUUGUAAUGCAACAAAUGUCCCAGAUGAUUUCAACGUUACAAGGAACACUGACAUUCAGAAAGUUUAUAAUUCAUGUGGAGAUGAUUUGAAAGGAUCUUCAAUCAAAAUAGCUGGAUCUGAAUGUGGUGGGAAAAGCUGCUUUGAAAUAAAGUUCUCAAACAUUACCUUGCAGACAUCAGGAACAUACAGGCUAAGACUUACUUUUGGUAAUUCAACAACAGAGCAAAACUUUAGCAUCAUAGUAGCAGAAAAGCCAGAGAUACCAAGAAGUGUGAUUGCUACCAGCUAUUGGAAAUCAAAUUCAUUUGUUUUCAUGUUUUAUGGAAAGCUACCAAAACCAAAAGGCUGCAAUCCACAGUUGGCUUCAUAUGUAUCAUCUUUUCAAACACGCAAUUGCUCAGACUUGAGAAAGGGGGAAUUCAAAUGCAAUGUGGUUGACAGUGAUGGCCAAGAAAAUGAGCUUCAAUGUUAUGCUGAAUCACUUCUUGUUUGUGAUGACGAAGCAACAAAGAAUUGCAAAGUUGACAUCAAACUAGCAAGUUUUAAUAAAUUUGGUGUUUCUGAUGCUCUAAAUAUUUCAGUACCAUCUGUGAAGUCAAUUGUUCCUGCCCUUAAGCCAUAUUUUUUGGAAGUGGUUCAUGCCUCAAACUCUACUUUGACAUUGAAAUGGCUGUCUCCUUGCAAACCAUUGGUUUACCAAUACUAUAUUAGUUAUGAAACAAGUUCAAUUCGGAAGCAAGCGGGUAGCAUCAGUGGAAGCAAAAUGUCUAUGUCAUAUGUGAUCAAAGGUUUACGACCCUUUGCAACAUAUAAAAUCUGCAUUAACGCUUCAAGCAAAGAAAACAACAAAACGAGUCAUAAUUGUAUCAAUGGAAAAACCGAUGAAUAUAUUCCUUCACAAGCUCCGAUUGUUUCUUUGGAUGUGCUGUGGUCAUCCAAAGCAAGCACAGAGCACGAUGUCCUUAUUUCCUGGAAGAUUCCAGACCCUAAGUACUGGAAUGGAAGGCCUUAUAUUGCAAUCGAAUAUCACGAAAAACAAUCUUUGGGACAUAAGCCGCAAAAAAUACCAAACAUAAAAUUAACAGAGACAAACUAUACACUUCAUGGUUUAAUUAAAGACAGAGAUUACUACAUACGAGUUGGUUUGUGUACAAUCAAAGGAUGUAGGCAGUCAAAGUGGAUACUCAAAAAAGCUGUCCAGGUCAAUAAUGACCCAAGUUCAUCAGAUGUUUUAAAAAUCAUUUUGUUUGUCGUCCUUGGCGUUUUGGUCAUUAUGAUGCUGGCCGCGGGCGUUUUUUUCUGCAAAUGGAAGAAAUCAAAGAAAUAUGGGCACCUUAAAGAAGAAGGAAAUAACACUUCCAGCUCUGGGUCUACUACAAUAGUUAGACCCCGCCCCCUUGCUCCAGAAUACCAAGUACCUAAAGAUACUGAGAAUCAACCCUACAGCGCUUUUCCAAUAGAAGAAGAUGCUGUUGCUCAGGAGGAAUCUAGCCUUGAUGAUGAUGCCAACCCCAGCAUUGGUCAGCUGCAACUUCAGUUUAGGAGCCCAGAGGACGCAGGACAUAAUCAGUCUUUUGAGCUCGAGCAAGUAUGAAGCACGCACUUUAAACUGUUAAACACUUAGUUGCAGCCAAACAAUUAGAAAUACAAUUUAUAUACCGGCAUGAGCUAGUAAUAUUGGCAGUAUUUGUAUUUUUAUUUAUAUACUGUCACCGGUCGUUAGCAAAUUGUGCUGUCAAGAUCAACUGGUCCAUAGAUUUCUGUAAUUCGUUCGCUUUUGUGUAAAUUAUCAGCAAAAUUGUGUUCACUUCGUUGUUGUGUAUAGAAUAAAUAAAGCCAUAUUUUCUUUAGCUAUCAAGGAGCUUUUAACUCAGUAGGGAGUAUAAAAUAAUUACGAAUGACUUUGAAACAUUUAGCACUGUUUUCGUGUAAGACCCACUUGAAACAUUUGGCACUGUUUUCAUGUAAGACUAAUUUUCCAAUCUUGUCAAAUAACUACAAAUUUUGUUUUUUUUACUUCCAUCCACAAUUGCUUAUUCUUUGGGUUUUGUAUUUUGUAUUUAUGCCAUGACUUUCGUCUUCAUUUUCCAUUGUACAACUUAAACUUGGGUUCACUGUGGAAUGAAGUGUGUAUCUGAUCAAGUCAAAUUAAUGACACUAGUACAUUAAAACAAAAGACAAAUACCUGUGAAUGAAUAGAUGAAAGUUAAGUUAAAAUAUACCCUCCCUCUCUCCUUUUCUUCCUGGAAUGAUGAUCUGGUAACUUAAGUGUCAUCCAAAUGAACGCUGGAAUGUGCUUUAAGGUGAAAUGUGUUUAAAACAUCAAAUCUAUUUGUAUAAAUUAAUUAAUAUAUAUUAGUAUAUAGAAAUGUUUGCUUUUUAGGAUAGUAAUUGUUAUAUUUUAUCCUUUUUGAUGAUUUUAGAAAAUAGUUUGUACUUAUUAGUUAAACGUGUUAGUUAUAGAAAGUGACGUUUAAUUAAUGUUUGGAAACUAUUUGGGACUACCUGGAAAAUUCCCUCAAUAGCUCCUAGAGGCCAUUUCAGAUACUCUCUCGAGAUGGUGCUGAGAAUUGAUAAUAACAAGCCUCUCAAUCUCCCAGGUUUCCCUGUGAGCUCUUUUUGCUCGCGCAGCUCAGUAGGACUUGAAAAGUCUUUACUAAUCGUAUCUAAAGGCCUGUUGAUUAUUUAAAAAAAUAAACAAUGGAUUUUCAUGCAGUUACACGCGUUACCAGAGGUAACCAUCUGAUGAAUUCUUAGUAUUUGUUUGAAAUAGAGUAUAUUUAAGGUCUGCUGUUUUAUAUCUGUAUAUUAAUCGAUGUAUAUUUGGAUUUCGCACAAUAAUUGUUAUUCAAUAAGA